AUGGGUUUUGGGGACCUGACUGUCCCCCAGCGUGACACCAACCCCCCCACAGAUGUCCCCAGGGCCACAGAGCCCCAGGGUGACAAUGACAGCCCCCGCCGGGGCUCCCUCUGCGACCGCCACUGCGCCGCCAUCAACAACGUGCAGGGUGACCUGAGCUGCCACCUGCACCGGGCCUGCGUCCCCCCAGCCAUAUGCACCCCGUCCUGCUGCCAGCAGCACUCGGACGAGGUCUGCGAGAGCUGCGUGGUGAAAACCACCCUGACGGCCGAAAAUGUCGUGGAGGCCAACAAGCUCUCCAACAACUACAAGUUUGGCUUCAAGAAGUGGAAGAGCCACGUGACGGAGCGGCCCUGGGAGGAUCGCUCGGAGAUCGUCAAGGAGCUCUACUCCGACCUCAACGUCAUCCGGGGCCCUGGAGGGUCCACGGUGACGUGUGGGAACGUCCUCUACCUGCUCCUCUUUGGCUGGUGGCUCUCGCUCCUCUACGUCCUCGUGGCUGCCGUGAUGUUCGUCACCGUUGUGGGGGCUCCUUAUGGGCGGCUCUGCUGGGACCUGGCCAGGUAUUUCCUCUGGCCCUUCGGCAAAGUGAUCCAGAAAGCUGAGGUCCCCAAAUCCCACCGGGCGCUGGGUGCGUGCGAAGCCGGCGCGCAGGCGAGCGGCACUGGGGAGAGCUCAGCCCUGCUUGGUGGCCCCACACCGCGUCGCUGGCGCCCGUGGUGCUGGGAGGACAUCGGAUAUUGGCCCGUGGCCAAGCUGAGCCCCCGCACCACCACCCGCGUCCUGCUGCGGCCCCCGGAGCGGGUGCUCGUCCGGCGCCUGAAGAUGACGGAGGUGCCGCUGGAGGGGGAGGUGAUCCUCUGCUGCUACCGCGCCGUCAACCCCUACUACUACAAAUACGCCGUGGAUGGCAUCAAUGUCUUCGCUGUCAGUAUCCUUUUACCUGCUGCCGCUGGUGCUGGUGACGCUUACGUGGACAGCCACAACCGCUUGACCAGCUCCUCCAUCAAGUUCACAUUGGCCCUGCUCUCCAUCAUGCCCCUCUCCUACUACAUCGGGAUGGCCAUCGCCAGCAUCUCAGCCCAGAGCAACUUUGCGGUGGGAGCAGUGGUGAACGCCACGUUCGGCUCCAUCACAGAGCUGACCUUCUACAUCACGGCCCUCAUCAAGGGCUCACGCGAGGGCAACCGCUGCUACGCCGAGAUCGUCAAGUCGGCCUUGACGGGGACGCUGGUGGGCUGUGUCCUCUUCGUCCCGGGUCUGUGCAUGGUGAUCGGGGGCAUCCGGCACCAGUCCCCCAGCCGCUCGGCGGGCGUCAGCUCGGCCCUGCUCUUCCUCUCUGUGGGAGGUGUCUUUGCCCCAACGCUCUUCUCCAAGGUGUACGGGAAGCUGAUCUGUGGCGAGUGCCACAACAUCACCCAGAACCCGCUGGGCCACUACCUCUGUCACAACUGUCACUUUGAUCUGAUGGACAACAACGGCACCCUCUACUACAGUCACGUCCAACCCCUGGUGUACACAGUGUCCCUCCUGCUCCCUGCCGCCUACCUCAUCGGUCUCUUCUUCACCCUGAAAACUCACUCACACAUCUACGACAUCCACAUCAGCGACUGUCACAUGCCCGGCCACCACCACAGCGCUGUGGUCCACUGGUCUCGCUGGCGGGCCCUGGUCAUCCUCCUGCUCUCCACCCUCUGCAUGUCAGCCUGUGCCGACCUGGCCACGGAGCACAUCAGCCCCAUCCUCACCAACUCCACCAUCUCACAGUACUUCAUCGGGGUCACCGUGCUGGCGAUGGUGCCUGAGCUGCCGGAGAUCGUCAAUGGCAUCCAGUUUGCCCUGCAGAACAACCUGAGCUUGAGCAUCGAGAUUGGGAACUGCAUCGCCGUCCAGGUCUGCAUGCUUCAGAUCCCCAUCCUGGUGCUCUUCACCAUCUUCUACCCGACCAAUUUCACGCUUGUCUUCAGCGACCUCCACGUCUACGCCAGCAUGUUCAGCGUGGUACUCAUGAACUACAUCUUCAUGGAUGGCAAAUGCGACUACUUCCAAGGCACAGUGCUGGUGAUGGUUUACUUCAUCCUCCUGGCUGUGUAUUUCUUCGCCCCAUCGCCCAGCGGUUGCUGA
Messenger RNA from Mesitornis unicolor (brown roatelo), 2124 nucleotides. Its product is annotated as low affinity vacuolar monovalent cation/H(+) antiporter-like. The record is from RefSeq and is a predicted model, not a curated record. Gene Ontology annotation, biological process: calcium ion transmembrane transport; intracellular calcium ion homeostasis. Gene Ontology annotation, molecular function: calcium:proton antiporter activity. The transcript has 19 exons. NCBI's taxonomy places the organism in Eukaryota, Metazoa, Chordata, Aves, Mesitornithiformes, Mesitornithidae. The coding region runs from base 1 to 2124 and encodes 707 amino acids. Gene Ontology annotation, cellular component: membrane; endomembrane system.